Lottia gigantea (owl limpet) is the source of this 2208-nucleotide messenger RNA. RefSeq lists its product as hypothetical. The coding region runs from base 1 to 2208 and encodes 735 amino acids. The record is from RefSeq and is a predicted model, not a curated record. The transcript has 3 exons. Gene Ontology annotation, molecular function: nucleic acid binding; 3'-5' exonuclease activity. Gene Ontology annotation, biological process: nucleobase-containing compound metabolic process. NCBI's taxonomy places the organism in Eukaryota, Metazoa, Mollusca, Gastropoda, Lottiidae.
AUGGCGGUGAAAGUUUUUGACUUGAACCAUGAUGGCAAUGAAUAUUUUGUCCCGUUUAUCCGUUAUUAUAUUCAACAACAGAAAUUCAAAGAAGCUGCUGUUUCAAUAACUAAACUUGGUUUACAAGAUCAUUUUGAAGUGAAUGAAGUUCUUAUUCCCUUGCUGAUACAGGACAAAGUUAACAUGCUUGAGAAUUAUGUCAUUGGAAGACCUGAAUUACAAAAACAAGUUGUGGAAUUGUUGGAUGGAUUAUGUGACCGUGAAAGUAAUAUUGAAGAGUUCAUUAGUCAAUCGGGAGUCGAGGUUGUGAAAAGAUCCAACUUAAAUCGUAAAACUUUAAGUAAACUUGCUGUAAGAUUAAUGAAGCUGUACCAAAUACCAGCAUCGUUGUGCCCAAAUAUUUCAAACGCUCGUGGUUAUGGUGCAUUAAAGUAUCUUCUGUAUAAAAGAUAUAUCGAAGGAACCAUGGGGUCUGGAUCGUGGGAAGAAAUGGUCCAAUCAGCAGUUGGGGACAGUGUCUACUUAAAAGAGCAGCUACUAGAACAGCUCAUGUGUUAUAAUGAUCUUAAAGAAGCGGUGAAAUGGGCAAAAUCUUUUGAGCUUCCAGAUUCAAGUAUACCUCAACCAGUUUUAGAAGCGAGGGAUAAAUUUGAGCAGCAGCAAAAUACUGAUGACUGGGAUAGCGAGAUUUUAUCCGACAAGGACAUGUCCGUCUUUUAUUAUCAAUUGUCACUACCUCUAGACAAUAUUACUGUCGUAGAUGAUAAACACUUGCUGAAAAUUUGCUCUGAGCGCCUGGCAAUUCCAGACACAGUGAUAGGAAUUGACUCUGAAUGGAAACCAUCCAUGGGCGCUGAAACAGUUGGCGUGGCUUUAAUUCAACUGGCUGUUCAAGAACAUAUAUUUCUGUUUGAUAUGACAACUCUGAUCACAAUCUUGUCCAAAGAAGAAAUUUGCAGUUUUAUGGAAUUGGUUUUUUGCAACCCUGAUACAAUCAAAUUAGGUUACGGGUUCGAUGCUGACAUGCAUAUGUUGGUAAAAGGUUUUCCAUAUUUCAAAGAUAUUUUAGUCAAUGUUCAAAGAUUUAUAGAUUUGGCAGAGACUUGCAAUGAUGAAAACUUUGAUGGUGAACCGGAUUCGGCGAGAUCGAAAACCAGUUUUACAAAGUCGGAAGAGAAAGGAUUAAGUGAACUUGUGCGGCAGUGUUUUGGAAAACCCCUAAAUAAAGGCGAACAAAUGUCAAAUUGGGAGCGGAGGCCUUUAAGAGUUGAGCAAUUGAUUUAUGCCAGCCUUGAUGCUUAUGUUUUACUGGAACUCUACGACCAUUUGCAAAACCACUGCAAACUGAAUGACAUCAAUAUUGAAAUGGAACCUCAGACGAAAGUUAACUUUUCCAAAAAAUCAAAGCAAGACAAAAAAAAAGCGAAGGCAGCAGGUCUAACACUGCGUGAUAAGAAAAAAGAAAAAGAAGAAAGGGAACAGAAAAUGGCGUCCUUGCUGCAUUCGAAAACUGACUCUAACUAUGUGAUCAGUCCUAAUGAAUUACGUGUAGUUUGUGACACCAUGUUGCAAGGUACUGGUCGGUAUUUACGAAGUUGCGGUGUGGAUGUCAAAAUUAUGGAAAAUCACGAGGAGCAUGACCAAGCGAUUAAAAUCGGAACGACUGAGGGGAGGAUCAUUCUAUCCAGCGGGGCUCCGUUUCAGAGAAUAAAAUCAUACGUGGGUGAAGAAAAAUGUUACAAUGUUCUUUCAAUGGGAGCUCAAGAGCAGGCGACAGAAGUUUUGAAACACUUCAAUGUCAAGGUCACUCAGCGAGAUAUUUUUAGUCGCUGUCAAGUAUGCAAUGGAGAUCAGUAUGCCAAAAUGGCGCAGAAGGAUAUGCAGGAAAUUGCACGACGAAGGGACGAGAUGUGCAAAUCAUCUUUUAAAAAUGAGCGGGAAAUAGACAAUCAUCUGAUGCAAAAAUUCCUGGAAGAGUACGGAAUUGAUAUUCAGAAUUUGACAUUCGUUCAUAACAAUGUUACUAUUCAAAUAGACAUUAUACCUCGGCCAAUGAUUUCGAAAGUGGAUAUGUUUUUUGUAUGCACUUCUUGUGGUAAAAUAUUUUGGGAGGGUAGCCAUUUUUCUAGGAUUUGCGACCAGUUUUCUCAUAUAUUGUCUUUAUCAGAGGGAAGCGAUAAGAAUCGGUCGAACAUCUAUCAAACUUAA